AUAUUGUAACUCCUAGUUCACGUUCCAGGCCAAUCCCUCACUAAACCGAACCCUCACUAAACCGAACAGAAUUGACAGAGAGCACAGAUCAUUCGUUAUCCAGAUUCGAGGUGUGUGUGUGAGAGAGAGAGAGAGAGAGAGCAGAAGAGCAAGAAAAGAAAUCUAUGGCAGUCCACCCCAACACCACAGAAAAUGAAAAACGGUACAGAGUUGCAGUCCUUUUUAUGGGUUGAUCCAAUGGCAGUCAAAUAAGAUAACAUUCAGAUUUAGGACCUUGUUAAGUUCCACGCGAUGAAGUGUUUCUACUACUUUAAAGACAAAUCCAGAGGCAGAGAACAAAGAUCAGCACCAGAGUUGGAAGAGCAAGGAAAAUCCGAUUAUUCUAAUAGGGCCACUAAGUCUUCCUGUUCGGCAUCUUCCCCGCGUGGUAUACCGCAACUGUAUGAGGAGAGGGCUCAUAAUUUGCGUGUCUUCUCAUACUUGGAGCUCCAACAGGCAACACACGAUUUCAGUAGGCUUCUUAAGAUCGGGGAAGGUGGGUUUGGGAGUGUAUAUAAAGGCUCAAUCAAGCUUGCAGAGGGCAAGGGCGACCCAAUUGUGGUUGCAAUUAAAAAGCUCAACAAGGACGGAUUACAGGGCCACAAACAAUGGGUGGCAGAAGUUCAAUUUCUUGGUGUUGUGGAGCACCCAAAUCUCGUCAAACUCAUAGGAUACUGUGCUAUGGACAGGAAAAGUGAGAUCCAGCGAUUACUUGUUUAUGAAUACAUGGCAAACAAAAGCUUAGAGAAUCAUCUUUUCAAUAAGGUUUGCCCUGUGCUUCCUUGGAAAACAAGAUUACAGAUAGUGCUAGGAGCUGCUCAAGGACUAGCUUAUCUGCAUGCGGGAUUGGAAGUUCAGGUAAUAUACCGAGAUUUCAAGACAUCCAAUGUCUUGUUGGAUGAGGAUUUCAAACCAAAGCUUUCCGACUUUGGGCUUGCUAGGGAGGGACCAAUUGCUGGGCGAACUCAUGUUUCAACAGCUGUGGUAGGAACACACGGGUAUGCUGCUCCGGAUUACAUAGAGACUGGUCAUCUGACAACUAAGAGUGAUGUGUGGAGUUUUGGUGUUGUACUAUAUGAGAUUCUUACAGGCAGGAGAUCAUUGGAAAGAAACCACCCAAGGGCAGAACAGAUACUUUUGGAAUGGGUGAAACAGUUCCCUGCUGAUGGUAAAAGAUUCAGGUUGAUAAUGGACCCUCGACUGGAAAACCAGUAUUCCAGUAGUGCCGCUCGAAAAAUUGCCAAGUUAGCAGACAAUUGCUUAGUAAAGAGUGCAAAAGAUCGGCCAACGAUGAGUCAGGUAGUCGAGAGAUUGAAGCAGAUAAUCGAACAAUCCGACAAAGAUGACCCUUGUGAGAAAAGUUUCGAGUCCUUUGAAAAUGAUCCAAUUGUCUCGGAUCAGAAGAUGGAGGCAUCAAAAUCAUGGAAAAGGCGGAUGACCCAGCUGUCAAAACUGGGUGAGAAUGUGGAGGGUGCAAGUAGAAGAAGGUUUAUGAUCAUGCAGAGAGCCCAAGUUCCUUGAUAGUUUUACCCCCUGAAAAGAUUUAUGACCUUGAAGAAACGAAAGUUCAUGGACAAAAACACAUCGGAUUUGGUAGAAAAAUAAGUUAGAUUAUGUUGAUCAUCUCCCGGCACUGAGAAGAUGACUAUGUUUUGGAAGUCAGUCAUGGCUAGCAAUUGUUAGAGAGGCUCCUUUUGUGUACAGGUUAUCAUGUAGUGGAACACUUUUUUCCUUUUACUUAGGUUUCUCCGUUUUGCUGUACACGAGUAAUAAAAGUAAAAACAAAUUACAGUUUAUGCAUGAAAACUGUACCCGACAACCCAAUCAUCCGUCUGAAUGAGCUCACCCAUGAAUAACAGAACUUUUGUUAUAA
This is a messenger RNA of Juglans microcarpa x Juglans regia, 1912 nucleotides long. Its product is annotated as probable serine/threonine-protein kinase PBL19. NCBI's taxonomy places the organism in Eukaryota, Viridiplantae, Streptophyta, Magnoliopsida, Fagales, Juglandaceae. Gene Ontology annotation, molecular function: protein kinase activity; ATP binding. Gene Ontology annotation, biological process: protein phosphorylation. The record is from RefSeq and is a predicted model, not a curated record. The transcript has 5 exons. The coding region runs from base 292 to 1560 and encodes 422 amino acids.